This is a messenger RNA of Branchiostoma belcheri (Belcher's lancelet), 3979 nucleotides long. RefSeq names its product protein SON-like. Gene Ontology annotation, biological process: regulation of cell cycle; regulation of mRNA splicing, via spliceosome. Lineage: Eukaryota; Metazoa; Chordata; Leptocardii; Amphioxiformes; Branchiostomatidae. The record is from RefSeq and is a predicted model, not a curated record. Gene Ontology annotation, molecular function: RNA binding. The coding region runs from base 22 to 2298 and encodes 758 amino acids. The transcript has 9 exons.
AUUGCCUACGUCACAUCCAACAUGGCUGCCGACGUGAGUGAUAUUUUCCGGCGCUUCGUGCAAGAGAAACUUCAGCAAAUCGAGCAAGAAAGAGAGAGCAGAGAGAAGCAGGAAGCCUCUCCGAAGGAAAACGGAGCUCCAAAUGAUCAGCGCAGAGUCAUCAUCACAGAUGAUAAUGGGGCGUUCACAGAUUUCGUAGAGCCCGUUGCUGUAUCUUCUGAUAAUUCCGUACAGAAUUUAUCAGAUCAACAACACCCCCUUCUCAAGGACUCUGAAGACAAACGGCCUGAGAGCACACCGGGAGGGGAGGAAGUAGUGGGCACUGCCGCCUGCUCCAAAGGCGGUGAACAAGAAGAAGUGCCCAAUCAGGAAGGGAAGGAGAAGAAGAUGGAUAGCAGCUCCUCGGAGAGCGACAGGAGAUACGAAUCAGACAGAAAGUCGCUGUCGAGAGUGGAGGACUCGGAUGCGGUGAGAGAUGGAUCAGAGGAGGAGGAGGACAGCUCAGGAGAAGAGGAGGAUGAGAUGGCAGUCGCGUCCAAGAAGAGGAAGAAGAAACACAAACACAAGAAGAAGAAAAAGAAGCACAGACAUGAAAGGGACAAGGAUGGGAAAAGGAUCAAGAAGAGUAAAUCUCACUCAGAUAAGGACAAAGAUAAAGAAAGAACUUCUAGGUCAAGAUCUAAGUCUAAUUCUUCCUUGGAAGACGGGGAAUGUCGGUCUCGUUCGCUGUCCAAAGACAGGUUAAAAUCUCAGGAGCACAGGUCGGGUUCUGGGAAGCACUCACGUUCACGGUCAAAGUCACAUGACAGACAUCACAAGCAUAGGCAUAGGUCAAGUUCUAGGGAAAGACACAGGCAUAAAGGGAGUUCCAGACACAGAUCCAGAUCUAGACAUAGAUCCAGGUCAAGGCAGGGAUCUAGGCACAGAUCUAGGUCUAGACAUAGAUCGGGAUCACAUGAUAGAUAUAGGCAUAGAUCGAGAUCCCACGAGAAGCAUAGGCACAGAUCUAGGUCGGGGGAAAGGUACCCAAAUAGGGCGAAGGAAAGGCAUCACCGCAGCAGGUCACCCAACCAUUCCCGCUCCAGGACUCCCACCGAGAGAAUCGACAAGGCGAAACUGUUAGAGAUCGCAAAGGCCAACGCCAUCAAUCAAUUCCGCGCGGGGAUGAUUCCCGCCCACCUCCCCAUUCCAUCCAUGACCCCCGAGGAAGAGCUGGCCAAGAAGAGUGGCGGGAAGACUGUGGAGGAGCUGACCAAGUUCUGUAAGUUUCUGUCGGAGAAGGAGAAGGCCGGGGAUGAGGAUGAGAUCGUGAACAAACCUGUAACAGAGGAGGAGGAUGGGGAGGGGCCCUUCAUCCACCAUCCCUUCAAGGUCAAGGCCACCUCCACAUCUAUUGUUAUGAACAUCAAGGAUGCAGUAGCGAGGACACCUCUCAAUGCCCAGCAGCUGGCGGCCCAGAAGGCUGAGCUGUCCAAACAGUUCCCCGUGUCCAGCGGCUCCCAGCACCGUAUCAAGGAGCUGGAGUGGGUGCCGGUGGAGAAGGACGACAAACAGAAGGCCAAGGGCGCUGCCGCCUCGUCUGCCUCGGCCCUAAACAUCAGUGCAAUUGUGGGCGAGCGAGUGAAGGCCUUGAGACAACUACAGGAGAAUCCCUACGACGUCGAGGCAAUGUCCAAGAUGCACAAAGCUCAGCAACAGAUUCAGAACUGGGCAGUUUCCAGCCAGAUCCCGGGACAGUUCACUGGUACCACGGGGGUGCAGCUUCUCUCCACUCAAGAACUAGCAAACACAGGCAACCAGGCCUGGGCCAAAAAGGACAUGUUCCAGCGGCUGAACCCCGUACAGGGAGGGAUGGGCAUGCAGCUGAUGAAGAAGAUGGGGUGGAAACCAGGGGAGGGUCUGGGGAAGGGACAGACCGGUGUGCUGGAACCACUCACACUGGACGUCAAGACAGACAGGAGAGGCCUGCUUGCUCAGGGUGAGAAGCAAGGCAAGAAGUCUGGGCCUGUUCCUGUCAUUAAAGACACCACUGGGAAGGACCUGUCAGGAAAACACCCAGUGUCUGCCCUGAUGGAGAUCUGUAACAAGAGGAAGUGGAUGCCGCCAGAGUUUGUCCUGGUGCACGACAGUGGGCCUGACCACAAGAAAAACUUCCUCUUCAAGGUAAGAAUCAACAGUGAAGAGUACCAACCCACCAUAGCAAGUCCCAACAAGAAACAUGCCAAAGCCCAGGCUGCUACAGUUGCCCUCCAAGCCAUGGGGCUCAUACCAAAAGAUGCUCCCGUACCCAAUAACUAGUCUGGCUUUUCUUUCAACUACAUCAGCUAGCCUUGUGCACACCCCCCAUUGGCAAAUUUUUAGUCCAGUCCUUACAUACCCUGCAGCUAAACCAGGGACAGACCCAUUCUUGUAUGGGGGUGGUAUGGAUAGUUGAAUUGGUUGAAAGAAAGGAGACUUCUUUAAUAGAAAAAUACUCCCGCAAAGUAGACAUUGUUGUUCUUAAUGUUGGAUUUGUACAUGUAUGAAGCUAAAAAAAAGUUUCUUGCAUAAUGAAAAUAUGUAUAGUCUGAUCUCAUUAUGAAGCUUUAUUGUCAAUGCUUUACUUUGUUUUUUUCUGUUGUGGUUGUUUUAGAGAAUUUCUUGUUGCUAAGGUCUAAGAAAGACUUCUCAGUACCCGUAACAGAGAAAGAAAAUUUCUAGCUCGUCAGUUUUCUUCUACAUCUACACUGUAUGUAAUGUACACUAUAAAUUAUGAAACAGUUUAAUCAUCUACAGAUAAUAUUACAUGUCUCUUAUGAUGGGAUUCAUCAUAUCAUCAGAGUAUUUUUGUAGAAUUUCAACCAUUGUAUCACAUUCAAGUAUUGACUGUCACACAUUUAAACUUAACAUCUACUACAGUUUACACUGCAAAAACAUACAUGUAACUCCAGUAACUUCAUAACACCGGCAUUUGUAAAUGGAUAAUAGUUUUACUGAAUAGCACACCGAAAGGUUCAGAAAUAUCAUCCAAACUUUAUUUUCCGUUGAUAGUUUUAAUAGAACUUUAUAUGUGUUUUCUUUGUCAAAUUUUCUCAUUGAAAAUGCAAUGGAACUUCAGCAGAACUCUGUGCAAUGUGUGACAAAUGGUUCAUGAUUUUUGUACUUUCAUUUUUCUGUCAAAACACGUGUCUUAUCAUAUCACUCAUGCAUAUUUUUGGAACUGAUCAAUAUGCUAUUACAGGUUUCAUACUCUUUUUAACUUUUUUUUUUAAUGAAAGAAUUUUGAGCAAAUGCUACUCUGUAUUGUCCCCACAAGUGUAUUUCUCUAUUUUGUCAGAAUGGAAGAAUAUCAUCAUCAAAUUUGAGCUUGGAUUAUUUGAUAAUACAUAUACAUGUAUGUUUGUUGCAUACUAUGGGAUACUAGUACCAAGACAUAAGUGUACACCAUACAUUAUUAAACUCUACAUAGACAGAUAUUGUUUUGGUACUGUUGUCCCCAUUUUUCAGUAUUUAUUGUAACCUCAGCUCUGUUCUUUGAUCAAUUUGUUUAGAUCUGUUCUCCUUGUUUUUAAAGAGAGGAACGGACUCUUGUGCAUUUUGAUGAUGAAAGAAGGUGUAUAAUUAUAGUAUGUACAGUAUGUAGGCAUUGGUGCUCCGAUUUCGAAAGUGUAGAAAAUGUGAAAUAAUGUAGAAUGAAUGAUCUUACCUUGAACAUUUCUCUGUUUACAUACAAAAACAUCAGUAGUGUCUUAUGUAAAUGAUGGUCUGUGUGCUAUUUCUUCUAAGUCCUGGUUUCUUAUCUUUCUCAUUGACAAUACAUUUUUGCUGCUAUGCUACAUUGUAUAUUCUGUAAGUUUAGCAGAAAAUUUGUCUUUAUCUGAAUCAUCUUGGCAGAGGCAGUAAGAGAACUGGUUUUAUUUAUCUGUUAUAACUUAAGCUUUGGUGCACACUAGACUGUAGUGAUCUAAGAGCCUAGAAAAAUAAAUGCUCAGAUUCCACC